GGACGAGAGACAGAACAGAAGAGAGCUGUCAAGCUGUGAGGAGGCAGCAGAGAGACGACUUAGUUUUUUCUUGGAAUACAUUCUCCCCUCCAUCUCUGAAGCCCACACACAUACUCAAAAAAAUAUAUAAACACACAAACACACAGAUGGUAAAGUGUGUGUGAGUGCUGUUACCCUCUUGCGAGGAGCGGUGAAUUAUUUUCAGGAUCUGGACUUACUCAAGCCCCGACUCACUUGGACUGUAAGAGUGUUUGGAUUCAGCAUCCCUGUGACUUGGACUUAAACUCAGUGCAACACUUUGGACUGAGAGUGUGUAUCCCUGCGUGUGUGUUUGGGAUUCAGCACUUCACCUGAAUGCAACACUGAGAUUUUGACUGAAACUGUGUUGGCACUUGUUAGGUCAGAAUUCAGCAGAUUUGAACUCACACUUGGACUCAGCGCGUGUUUGUUUGUGUGUGUGUGAUAAGGAGGAGGAUGUGUUGGCCGGUGACAGUGGUCCUGCUAGCCCACCUCGGGGCCACCUUAACGGGGGCAUGGAGAGCAUCUCAACCAAGACUACAGUUCACACACUCCGAGCUGAUUCAGAACGGCCGCCUGCUGACGCUGCCCCUAGUGGCCGGAGACCUGCACUCCCUGCUGCCUGACGAGGACGGGAGGCGUCUGUACGUGGCCAUGAAAGAUAACCUGCUGUCUACCAGUCUGGAUGACAUAACGCAGAACCCACGCAAGCUGUACUGGCCUGCCAGUCCAGACCGUGUCCAGGAAUGUCUCAUGGCUGGGAAGGAUCCAGAGCUGGAGUGUGCUAACUUCCUGCGAGUUCUGCAGCCUUUCAAUCAGACUCACCUCUAUGUUUGUGGCACUGGGGCCUUCAAUCCCCGAUGUGCUUUCAUAGCUACCAGCGUCUUCCGUCAGUCAGAGCACCAGACUCUCUCCUACAGCCAGACAGAGUGUGGGAAGGGGAAAUGUCCCUACGAUCCGUUCCAAAAAACAGCCUCCGCCGUUGUUGACGGAGAGCUGUAUGCUGGAAUCACCUCAGACUUCAUGAGCCGGGACUCUGCCUUCUUCCGCAGUCUCGGCAGCCGUCACGUCAUCCGCACUGAGCAGUACGACUCCACCUGGCUGCAGGAUGCCCAGUUUGUGCGGGUAGCGCCGCUGUCUGAAACUGAUAACCCAGAAGAUGAUAAGGUCUACGUGUUCUUCACUGAGCGCGCUCAGGAGGCCGAGGGGGCUGCUGGGAAGGUGCUCUACUCCAGAGUGGCACGUGUGUGCAAGAAUGACAUCGGAGGCCAGAGGAGUUUAGUCAACAAGUGGAGUACUUUCCAGAAGGCUCGUAUGGUGUGUUCAGUCCCAGGACCAGACGGCCUGCAGACACACUUCGACCAGCUGCAGGACAUCUUUAUCCUCCAUGGGAAAGACAAGAAGAACCCUCUCAUCUAUGGCCUGUUUACCACUUCAAGUGAUAUCCUGAAUGGAUCAGCAGUGUGCGUUUACCGAAUGGAGGACGUGGUUCGGGCUUUCAAGGGAAACUUCCUGCAUAAGGAGGGACCUCAAUAUAAGUGGGCAGAGUUCACAGGCAAGGUGCCCUACCCCAGACCCGGAACUUGUCCCAGCAGUACCUAUGGAAGUUACAGCUCGACCAGAGAGUAUCCUGACGACGUCAUCUUCUUCAGCAGGACUCACCCGCUGCUGCAGGAAAAUGUCCUGCCUCUGGGAGAGCGCCCCCUCCUGGUCAGAGUGGGUGUUCAUUACAAGUUCAGCAAACUGCUGGUCGACAGAGUAGAGGCUGUCGAUGGCACCUACGACGUGCUAUUCAUCGGCACAGACUCAGGCCUCGUGCUAAAGGCCAUCCAUCUGCCCAGAGAACAUGGUCAGAGUCAGGAGGUCACUCUGGAGCAGCUGCAGGUCUUUCAGCACAAAUCACCAGUGACAGCCAUGACACUCUCAAAGAAAAAGCAGUGGUUGUUUGUGGGCUCCAGGGAGGGUGUGUCCCAGCUGGGCCUGUACCAGUGUGAGCUGUACGGUCAGGCCUGCGCUGAGUGCUGCCUGGCUAGAGAUCCAUACUGCACCUGGGAUGGACACGCCUGCAGCCCCUACAUGCCCACCGUGCGCAGGAGGAAUGCUCGUCACUUAGGAGAGGACGAGGAUCCACUAACUCAGUGUGUCAGACAGGGAGCCGGGCUGCAGGUGGAGGCGGAGCAGAGGUUGAUGAUGGUUGCCGAGGGCAACAGCACCUACCUGGAGUGUCUGCCCCGAUCCAGACACGCUGCUGUUACCUGGUACAAACAGGCUGGAGAGAACAGUCCUGAACUAAACCAGGUGGUAACAGGUGACCAACUGGUAGUGAUCGAGCGGGGUGUCCUGAUUCGUCAAGCUGAGCUGUCUCAUGGCGGCGUCUACCACUGCCAGGUGGAGGAGCACGGCUACCACUGGACCGCCGUCACUGUCCGCCUCGCCGUCUGGAGCCCCUCAGCCAAUCGCCUCCUCGCUGCCUGGUCUGGCUCAUCCUAUCAGAGCGCAGGAACCCAACCCUGGUACGAGGACGUGAUGGCACUGAUUCACCCAGGAAACCUCGGCCAGCACUGCCGGGCACUGGGAUACCGCCCCCCGCGCAACCACCGUCGCCACGGUGACAUCAUGGUGGAGCCAAACAAGGAGAAAGAGAAGGGGGAGAGGCACAAGCACGGGGGAGGAAGAGGAGGAGGAGGAGGAGGAGGGGGAGGAAGAGCUGCGGGGAGGAAGAGCAGGAGCAAGCCACAGCAGAGGGCCCCAAGGAGCGCUUGAAUGUGUCGUGGAAAAAGAGGGCGGAUUUCCAGUGACUUAAACACACACACACAUACACACACAAUUAUGUUAAUGUCCACACUAAAACGCACACAGGUACACACACUCACACACACACACUUAACUUAUACACUGAGACAGAUAUAUACUGUAUGUACAGAGACUACGACAUGCGCAUGCACUUAUCCACAAACAAAAAAAAGGCAUCCUUUCAUUAUAGUGACAAACUUUCAAACUAAGCUACACACAAACAACUGAAGUAUGUACAGGAGGAUGUGAACAGCAGAGACUGGACAAAAGACUUGUGACAAAAGACUUGUGAAUAAAGAAACAAAAGUAGAAUACAUUAGAGAUUGCAUAGCAUGUUGAAUGAAGGAUGAACUGCAUGUCCAGAUCGCUCAGUUUAACUGACUCUGUGUCGUGACAAGGACAUGGGAGAGGAUGUUUUGGAUUUGGAGCAUUUACAGAGAGAGAAAAAAAAAGUCUUGUUCCAAAAGCAGAUAUUGAACAUUUUAAAAAUCAUCUAACCCCUUCUGAAAUGAGUGCUGCCUUCAAGGACCAUACUGGUGGCUUUGCAUGAUCUUGCCUAUUAAUUACAAAUCACGUACACGCUGCCAACUCUCCAAAGCAGAACAGAUGUUUUUAGAUUGAUUCGUACCUUCCAGGCAGUAAUUCCAGUUCGCUUUGAAAAUCAUCUUCCACGAAGUUGCAAAAUGCUUGAGAUAUGUAAUCCAUGACCGUGAACAAUAUGUUGCCCUUUCCUUUUCAAAGUCACGAUAUUUUAGUUGCAAGCAGCAGUUUUUUCAAAUUUCCCAGACACUCUCCUUGGCCUUCAUGGAACUGAGGUUCAAUCAAUCAAACCCUUUUGAUUGACAUAAAACUUUGUGAAAAAAGAUUUGGCUGCUGUUCAGCCACUCUCAGAUGUCGGAGUAUCCUUGAACAGUUCAUAUUAAUCUAAAAACCUUUUUUUGAAAAUAAUCAGCAGUGAUGGUUAAUUGAAUAUUGUAUAUUUAGGUUGUGAAUAGCAGUAAAUAGCGCUGAUGAGUUACAUGCAGCUUUUUCCCCCAAAUGGAUAUAAACCAACAGUUCACCUACAGUGAGAGUUUUGUUAGUUUCUUCAGAUAGGUGGGGUCUGACCGCGAGAUGGCUGACCGCGACCACAGAGAUGAAAGGCAGAGAAAAGCAUGGCAAAGGCUUUGAUGAGGUUACAGACCUACUUUCCCAGGACGCUGCAGCCGCACAGACACACUGCAGGAGACGUUUCCAUUAUGUUCUUCUUUAAGGUUCAGAAAUGUUAGGUUCGCAGACAUAUGUGGCCCUGAUUUCAUGCCACGCAACAGAGAGCUCAGUAUAGGUGUGGGAAAAUGUGUUAAAGUGAACAGAAAUGGAGAGACAGUCCUAUUUUGAGUGUUGGUUUAGUUUGCUUGGAGUCGCAUGUGAAGACAGUGUACAGUUUUAGACAAAUUCUAAAGAACAAAUACGUUCACACAGUCAAGUCUUCCCAGUAACUAAAAGAAAACUUUACAUUUCCUCUUGACAUUCAUGAUUGAAUGUGUUCUAAAUGGUUUUAAUGAGUCUAAGCCUCGUAACCAGGGUCAUUACUACCAGACAUUUUUGGCAAAACACAGAGGGAUAUUUUAAAUGGUAGUAUUUAAAAUACAUUUUCGAGCAAGUAAAAGCUGCAAUGACUGAUGCUCUGUACUGCUAUGAACCGUGUUAAAUAUCAAGAUACAUUUAAAAAGAUUUUUCACCGUGUUUGAUGUGACAUCGGCGAGAAAACGGGAUUCAAAGAGGGGCCGAACAAUGAACUUAACUGCCAAGAGACUCUGUACAGAACAUGCAUGUUUCUCAACCUGUGGCUCAGGACCCAAAGUGGACCACUGGUGACUUUGAGUGGAUUCCAACCCAACUAAAGAAGUGGAAUAAUAUACUGCUGGUCCUGUAGCUCCAGCUGGUCAUGGCAUCUGGCUGUAAAUUAUGAAGCAGGCCGAUGUAUAAUAAAGAAGCCUUUAUUAAGCUGGAACUUGAGAAAGUACUAGACAGGACUGGCGUCAAAUGGACUCCGGCCUUUGGAUUUGAGCGACUUCAGCGAAUUUGCAAGGCAGUAAAUUGUGAUUUGUUUUUAAUGUUAAUACUAAAUCAGCAAAUUUGUCCCACUUCUAUUUAACUUUAUUGUUAGUGGUAUUUAUUUGUUAAAUCUGGAGUGAAAACUGCCUGUUUCAUAAGUUGUGAGGUUUUUUGGGGGGAAAUGCUUCAAGCUCUUUAUCAACUAAUUCAACCUUGAUGUCUCACAAAACUGGAUGCUUAUGUAACAUAAAUGUUUGUCUGUCUUUGUAUGCUUGUACUGUAUGUUUGUGUGCCCACACAUUGACGUCUGCACAGUACUUCUCUAUUUUUAUUUUUUUUUUACAAGAUUUUGGAGUGCUACCAUCUGCUUCUGUUGAUGCACCUUCCCACUUCCACCUGUGCAAAUUCAGAUCAGUCACGUCUGCAAUCAUGGCUAUUUCUUUGAGAAUCAGACCCAUCCUGCAGGCAUUUAAAAGACUGCUUUGGCUUGAGGCAGCAUGGAAAUAAAAGUGUAUUUAAAUUUUGACUAUUUCUUUCUCGGUUUCUCUGAUAGUUUAUGUCGGUUCCCAGAACAACAAAUACAAACCCAGUGCUGAUAGCGCAGUAGUUUACAGAUGAGAUUGCAUUAGCGAUGAAAAUAUGUAAUGUUACAGAUGUUUAAAAGAUUCAUGGGACAGAAUGGAGAAGGAGAAAGCCAGAGAGACUAACUCAAUUAAAACUUAACUUGAUUUUCUAUGAUUUACUGGAAGGGGAUGCGUUUACAUGCAUGGUUAAGUCCAAUAAUAACAGCCUCUUAUAUUUUCGUAUAUUUAAUUCCAUCCCACAGUGAUGAUGCAGAGCGUGCAAUCCCGCCAAUAUUACAGUAAAUAUUUCCCAUUCUGGGUCCUGCAGGAUCCCAAUCCCUUUGCAAUGCUGGUUGUUAAAUGUAUUUCUGUGUGCGUGUUUGUACAGUAUCUGUGUGUUUUUGUGUGUGUUUGACAUGAGUGGGAUCAGAGUGAGAGGAGCUGAAACGAAGGUUCAGAGGCCAAACCAAUAAAUCUGUCAAAUGGGGAACUCAGCUAUGGAUCGGAGACACUUUUGAUGCUGUAAGAAAAAUAAACCAGAACGACUCGGAGCAGAGCCCGCAGAAAAUUAACGUGGGCCUUGGCUCCUUGGCUUUUUGGCUUCGGCCACAUGAAAGAGCUAACCAGUGCUGAGCUACUUCUGAAUGUGUGUCUUUUAAAGUAGUGAAAGAGUGAGAGAGUUCAUGGGGGAGGUUGUGGCUCUGGGUAUUUGUUGAAUAUUGAAAAUGUGUAAUUGUCAGGUACAGCCACGUCUAAAAAAAAAAAUGAAAGGGUGUGUGGGCGAGUGUGAAGCUGGCAGUAUAAUCCAAAUGAAAUCAAGAUUUGGUAUGUUGUUAAACUGCCAUCAAAUAUAAAAUUAAGGCCAUGACAAGUGAACAUAGUGGCCAUAGUGUGUUUAAUGGCGUUAACCCAGCAGAUAUAACCUGUGAGUUCAUACUGCGAGGGUUUCCUGGCCAAAAGCCUGUCUGUUCAUGUUCGUCGAAGCUACUCUACUGGCUAGUAAAAUUUGAACACGAUGAUUAUUUUUGAGCUUUCAAACACUGUUUUUUUCUGUUCAUUUUGAGAUAAAUUUCUAUCCAAUUGUGGAAUAAAACAUGAACACCCUGUUACUUCAACCAACAUAAAAUACAACGUGGAAGCCAUUAACUUAUAGCAAAGCCACAUGGAAGCUGCGGAGCGUUAAUACUAAAAACAAAAUAUCUUUGUCAAAAUGUUGAAGGGUACUGUAGCUGCUGUAUCCAGUACAAUUGUAAAUAAUUAUAGCUUAAAGGAAUAGUUUGACAUUGUGGAAAAUAUGUUUGUGUGUGAGUGUUAGUUCAUUUACUAUUUUCAUGUCAGUGACGCGACGGUACCAGCAGCAGCUGGUUAGCUUAGCUUAACACACAGGCUUAGAACAAAGACUGAAAAUGGGGAAUGCAGCUAGCAUAUUGAACUCUUCCCUUAAAAAGUGACAUAAAACCCCAGAAACCUUCAUUACAUUACAGAAGCUAGUGGCAGAGGCUAGCGGCUAGUGACUUCGACUAUCUAUAUGUGGCGGACACCAGUCGUAUGACAUUGUUGACCAGCUUUCAGGCAACAUCAUGUUGGUGAGUGAAAAUGCAGGCUGUGCAAAACUGCUGACAUGUUCUGUUAACCAGAGUGCACACCCUCCGGCAAACAAAGCCAAAUGUAACGCUUGUUUCCACGUUCUCUAUCCCUCCAGUUUCUUGAGAGAAGAUGCCAACUUUGACUUCAUUUUGAGUGCUCUGCCAGCUUAAGAGUUUCUAUUUUGUCCCAUACAUAUGCGUCAAAUCCAACAACCUAAAAAAAAAUAUAAUCAAGCUUGUAUGGACGCCGGGCGGCUUGUGGAUGCUGUGUGUGUGUGGGGUAAUAUGUGUAUAUUUGUGUCAGAUCCAAACACCACACGAGUAGGAGGGAGAACUCCUACGAGACAUUUUUAUGGCGAGCCAUUUUAAACAUUUAGUGUUUCCCUCAAAGACGUGAGGCAGAGCUGCUCCUCAUUCAUUACAACGGCCUCAUGUGUUUCACUCUGUUAUGCUGUAUUUACAUCUCAGUGUCAAUAUUCCUCUCUUGUGAUUUUCCAGAACGACUUCUUUGCAGACGGAAUGAAACUGUAUAAUCUCCUCUCAUGUGCAGAGACUUUGUUUUUCUUUUUGUAAAUGUGUAUAAAGGUCUGCUUUCAAAUGAGUAUGGUUGUGUUUUGUGGUUAUGCCUAUACGUAUCCAGAUACUGAAAUACACACAAAGACAAAUAUACUGUAGAUAUACACACUGUCAAGUAAAGUAUAACUGUGUCAAUGUAUUGUUAGUUUUUAAGUUAAGUUUAAGUAUUUUAUGGGUUAAGCUAAUUCUACUACAUUGGCUCAUACAUACCUUUAAAACUCCAUUGGAUUAUCUUAAUGCAUUUUCAUCAAGUUUCAAACCCCAUUAACACGUACACACUCUUUUUGUGCCUGAAUGAAAAUGACCAUUUUGAUUUGAUGUGGCAAUCCUGGUCCCCUCUGAAAGGUCGCUCUAUUAUUCUAUUUGACAACAAAAGCAGUUCUUGCAGUGAUACUGGAAUUUUAACAUGUUUUACAAAGUUAUAAAUGACUUUUAAAUAAUAUAUAGUUUGUCGAGGUUGAGUUGAGUGAACAUUCAAUUCAGUGUAAUCCCAGAUAAUGUAAACCUCAGGGCCCUCAGCUGCUUUCACAUCUUGGAUACAUAGCUGUCAGCGAAGCAGACCAGGCCUACAUAAUCAUUUAUUUUUUAAAGACGCACAUGCACGCAAAUAGGUUUGGACACAAAAAACAGUUACAUUACAGGGAUUCAUUAUUUCUCAUGCACACUGUCCAUCACUGUCUUUACUCCAAAACAGUAACAUACCAUACAAUACCAAAACCCCAUCCAUCUCUUCCAAAGUGACCACAUACAGUGCUUUCUCAUUAAAUGUUCAGCUGGUAUGUACUGCUGAGCAAUCUGAUGGAUGAACGAUACGUUCCAAUCGAGCCAGAUACCCAGCAGCCUCCACUUUAGUUGCUCUACUGUUUCCAAACCCUUGAGGUAACGCAGAGGUCAGCAGAACUUCAUUGUUUUCUGAUGUUUGUUUAUAAUGUAAUGUGUGCACGCUACUUUUGAAACUUGACAGGCUCUGGUCAACUGUGAGCAACUGUGGCUUUUUUUUUUUAACUGCUUCAAUUCACUUUGUAAUCAUGGACAAGAAUCUCCUUGAGGAGAUGAUUGAACUGAUACUGUUCCAGUCUGAGAAACAGGAUAUCACAGACAACCAUGCAUUAAAAAGAAAUAAGUGUAUUGCAUUGCUGUGUAUUUUGUUAGGAAUGAGAAAUUCCUUCUCUAGUAUUUCCUACAAGCCUUUGUGUCUGACGAAGAUGUGAUACCAUAAUUAUAUUGUAUAGACUCUCUUGUUAUACUGUAAUAUUGCCAAAGGGUACCACCUAGCCUUGCAAACUAGACCUCAUUUCAAUAAAUAGAUUCUUUGACUGA
Dicentrarchus labrax (European seabass) is the source of this 8893-nucleotide messenger RNA. It is a transcript of the gene sema3h, whose product is annotated as sema domain, immunoglobulin domain (Ig), short basic domain, secreted, (semaphorin) 3H. Gene Ontology annotation, biological process: negative chemotaxis; positive regulation of neuron migration; motor neuron axon guidance. Gene Ontology annotation, molecular function: chemorepellent activity; semaphorin receptor binding; neuropilin binding. The transcript has 18 exons. The record is from RefSeq and is a predicted model, not a curated record. Lineage: Eukaryota; Metazoa; Chordata; Actinopteri; Moronidae. The coding region runs from base 475 to 2781 and encodes 768 amino acids.